Molecule: messenger RNA, 3593 nt
Organism: Conger conger (European conger)
Lineage: Eukaryota; Metazoa; Chordata; Actinopteri; Anguilliformes; Congridae
Gene: il17ra1a
Product: interleukin 17 receptor A1a
Exons: 12
Coding region: 232-2949 (905 amino acids)
Molecular function (GO): interleukin-17 receptor activity
Source: RefSeq, a predicted model, not a curated record
ACACUGUACUGCAUUUGCAUAAGCGAAGGAGGAAGUGGGGCCUGUUAAUCUUUAAACUUGACGCACAUUGGAAAGUCCCAGUAACCGCAGACAAAAACGAACGUUUUGAAACAAUAAGAACCGCUUUUUAAGAAUAAGAUAAGAACAAUGAUCAAUCGUUUUUCAUAGACAUUCUCGCAAUAAUAAGGUUAUGGAUCGCGACUGACUGGCUUUAAUGCCUACAGAAGAGACAUGUACUUAUUCCUGUACAGUACUGUGUUGUACGUUCAUGCAGUUCUGACAUCAGGUCUUCGGAUAUUGGAUUCACCACCUCUGAACUGUACACAAGAGGGUCUGGGAUGCAGAGCAGAUAUAAAUAACUGCCUGGACCAGGGCUGGCUGAAGCCACGCAAAUUCACCCCCACGGCUCCACAGAACCUGACCGUAACGCUGCAGGUGAGACCAGAUGAGAACGGAGACCUGGUGCCAGCUCUAGAUGUGAACUGGGCAGCGCAGAGCGAUGGGAGCAUUAAAUUCCUGAAGGGCACAGAGGUUAAUGUGCUGGAAAUGUCCAUCAAUCUGAACCGCUGUGUUCGUUACACCUUUCCCAGGAUCACCCCUAGGAAGAGCUCCCCGGAUAAGGCCUGGUCAUUUUCACUGGACAGAGUGCUGGUGGAGCCUGGUCAGCAGUACGUGGUUUCUGUCAGUAACCUGCCCAAACCAAACAUGGGACACGACAGCUACAAUGUCUUCAAAACCAUCACCGUCCCAGGUACCAUUCGCCUUUAUCACAAAACCUUCUCCCAGGUACCAUUCGCCUUUAUCACAAAGCCUUCUCCCAGGAACCAUUCGCAUUUAUCACAAAACCUUCUCCCAGGUACCAUUCGCCUUUAUCACAAAACCAUCACCGUCCCAGGGUGUGCAGAUGCCAGAAUAAGGAAAACAAAAAAGUGUGUGGAGAGUGGAAGUUUAUGGAGGUCCAACAUUAGCUUGGAGAUGUCCAAAGGGCAAAAUGGUGAAGCAGUGAUCAUUGUGGGCUUCAGUGGCAGCGAGUUCUCUGAGAAGUACCGUGUGGCGGUCCAGUGUCUCCAUGGUAACAGAGAGCACCAGCCCAUAAACAAGAGCAAUCAGACGAUACUGAAAGCAGCUUUUGCACUUGGGAAGUGGCCUCAAACUUGUUGCAGUUUCACGGUGGAGAUCCAGCCCUUUUUCUUGCAUUGCCGAAAUGACUGCAUUCGCCGCAAAACAUCUGCGUUCAACAUCUGUCUGAUCAGCCCAACCGUGCCACCCAGGGUUUCAGUGCAGUCCCCUCUGGCAGUGGGCCUGGGCGUCUCGUGUGCUGUGGUCCUGCUCUGUGGGCUGGUCUGCUGUAGAAAGCUUCGGACAGAUCCAGCCUUCCCUCUGAAAGAUGUGCAGGACACAACCAGCAGCCCGAGGAAAGUUCUGCUGAUCUACUCUCUGGACCACCCUCUGUACAGAGACGUGGUUCUGAAGCUGUGUGCCUUCCUGCGGGCUCGCUGUGGCACCGAGGUGGUUCUGGACCUGCUGGACUCGGCCUGGCUCAGCGCAGUGGGCCGCAUGCAGUGGUUGGACUGGCAGAAGCAGCAGAUCGAGAAAUCGUCCCAAAAGAUCCUGGUCCUCUGCUCACGAGGCGUCCGGGCCAAGUGGGGGGCCAUGUGUGGGGGGGGGCGGGUGCAGCUGAGGGAGGACCUGCGCUCCCCCAUGGGGGACAUGCUCACCCCCGCCCUCAGCCUCAUCAUCCCAGACUUCGUGCACAGCAGCUCCUUUCAGAAGUACAUGGUGGCGUACUUUGAGGACUUGAGCAGCGAAGAUGAUGUCCCGGCACCGUUCAACAUCAGCAUCAAGUACAAACUGAUGAAGCACUUUGAGGAACUCUACUUCAGAAUCCUGGACCAGGAGAAACACCAGCCCGGCAGGGUGAAGCGUAUCGAGGGAAUAGCACAAGACGAAUAUUUCAACUGCCCCUCGGGCAGAGCCUUGAGGAACGCCAUUGAGGCCUUGCAGGCUCACCAGCUGGAGAAUCCAGACUGGUUUGAAAAGGAGUGUGUGGGCAGUGAGGAAGAGGUGGCACAAUCUGAGCUGGAGCACCCUCUUCUUGCAGACGUGUGCAGGAACCCCGUACUCCAGUGCGUGCCAGAGAUCACCGAGGGGCCUCCCAUCCUGCUCAACGAGGUGGAGUUCAGUGAGGAGCCCAGAGGCGUCCAGGCGCUGGUUCCCCUGGUGCGCCCGGGAGGGAGUGUGUCCACGCAGCAGGUCCAUGCUGGUGCUGGGCUCAGGGGCAGCCCGCUCUGCUGCUCCCGCCCGGCUGUGGGGGGGGGGCCGGAGGUGCUGCAGUGGAGCCCCCGCCCUUCGCUGAGCGAAGGCGAGGAGGAGGAAGAGGAGGAGGAGGAGGAGGAGGAGGAAGUGCAGACCUCCUGCAGUCCACCCUCUGAGCAGUCGCUCCAGCGUCUGUGGGCUCUCCAGGAGUCGCUGGGGCCCGUGGCUGGCCCCGCCCUGGCCUGCGAAGGGCUCCAGGACAAGAGGCUGCUCAGCCAAUCAGACCAGGGCUACGUCUCCAGGUCCCUCCCCCAGGACCCACUGGCCGCUCUGUCCCGCCUGCAGGAGGCGUGUCUAAUGAGCAGCCUCACCCAGGGGCUCCCCAACACGCCCAGGGGCUCCCCAGCACGCCCAGGGGCUCCCCAACACGCCCAGGGGCUCCCCAACACGCCCAAGACCUCCCCAACACGCCCAGGGGCUCCCCAACACGCCCAAGACCUCCCCAACACGCCCAGGGGCUCCCCAACACGCCCAGGACCUCCCCAACACGCCCAGGGGCUCCCCAGCACGCCCAGGACCUCCCCAACACGCCCAGGACCUCCCCAACACGCCCAGGACCUCCCCAGCACACCCAGGACCUCCCCAACAGGCCCAGAUACUGAGCAGGCUAUGAAGGACAGGUUUCAGAACUAGCCCCCAGCUCACAUUCACAGUUUGUAUUGAACAUUACAGAAGGAAUGAAACCUGUGCUGUUGAGUAAGUUUGAAUUUUUAAGGAUACUUUAUUUAUUUAGCUAAUAGCGGAUUACACAUGAUCAAUUUACUCAACACAUCUACAGUCUUUUAAAGACAGUUCAGGCUCAUGACAUUUUAAAAAAUACAUAAUGUACCGUGUACAGUGGUUCAACAAUAAACGCUAAAGAUUGUAAAAAAAAAAAUUAAAAAACCUUUUAAAAAAUUGCAAUACAAAUCAGCAGAUUUAGAGAUUUUAUUACCACUUUAGGCUCAGUUGUUUUAGUUAUUUUAGUUGUUUUCAGAUGAAGAUUAUUUUACAUUUUACACUCCAUCUUUUCAGCGGGUGAUGGGUUCAUAUGAAUGAUCUCUCAUGUUUCUGCUCAGCAGUAGAAGGAUUUGUUUGGCCCUCAUGGACUAUUCCAUUGUUUUCAGACAAUUCUUUUUUUGUAUUUGUAUAUAUCAGUAUUCAUUUAGUGGUAGUGUUGUCAUGUUUUUUUAAUAAUCUUUACAUGGUAAGACUUACAGAGCCAUACAUUCAUGACAGCAGUGAUGGUAUGUUCCUGUGGAGCUUUGACAGAUGUUCAAUAAAUCGCACUAUACUAA